AUCUUUCAUAUAUUUUUGAUAAACCAAAAUUUAUAAAAAUGUAUUCAGCACACUCAGUGAAUUUUUUGCUAUUACGAAAAAUAGAAAUAGUGCUAUCGUGAAACCAUAUUUGCAUAGCACAAAAUAGAGAUAUUGCAUAGCAUGUUGUAACGAUUAAAAAACAAACAAAAAGAACAUGUAGUAUCAAUGUGUCUUAAAUUCGACACAACUUAAAUUUAUUAAAUGUUUUAAACAGAACAGGAACUAUCUAAAUAUAAUAAAGAUCUUGUAUUAUUUAGUAAACUCAUCUGCGUAGUAAUUCUUACAAAAUGUUUGCCAUUUGGAAAGGGAAUAUUGAUUUUAAGAUCAAAAUCAAAAUACUGUAAGUACAAUUUAAUAAAAGUAAAAAUAGUUCAAAAAAAUUACCUUCAAACAAAGAAAAAAUAGUUCAUUACAAAAAGUAGAUAAUCAAUGAUUUGUUAUUUUAUGAUGAAAUAUAGUUUGGGAGUAAAUAACAACUAUAAAACACGAAUAUUUAAUGUCUUAAACGAUAUCCUCUGUUUAGUAUACGAAGCUUGUAAAUAUUUCAUAAGCUAAAGAUUAUUAAAAUUGUAAUUGUUAUUAUAAACAGUAUUUGUUUAUAAUAACAAGAGUUUAUACUUAUAUUUUAAUAUGUUUUUAUAAUUUAGUUAAAAGAAAACAAUCAAACAUUUAUAACGUAAAACUGUAUUUAUUUUUAACAGUGUAAUUUAUCCUUAAAUGUACUGCACUGAGUAUUAUAUUUAAAAAUAUUUCCUCACACACAGAUUGUGAACUGGACUGCGGUGGUAGACUGAGGUGGAAGAGAAGCUAAAGUGCUUAGCAUUCCUGUGCAUGAGUACUCUGAAGUACAUCAUAAUAUUAUCACUGUAUGUAAGAGAUUGUCAACUGGACUGCGGUGGUAGACUGAGGUGGAAGAGAAGCUAAAGUGCUUAGCAUUCCUGUGCGUGAGUACUCUGAAGUACAUCAUAAUAUUAUCACUGUAUGUAAGAGAUUGUCAACUGGACUGCGGCGGUAGACUGAGGUGCCAGACAUGUGGAAGUACUUAGCAUUCCUGUGUGUGAGUACUCUGAAGUACAUCAUAAUAUUAUCACUGUAUGUAAGAGAUUGUCAACUGGACUGCGGCGGUAGACUGAGGUGCCAGACAUGUGGAAGUACUUAGCAUUCCUGUGUGUGAGUACUCUGAAGUACAUCAUAAUAUUAUCACUGUAUGUAAGAGAUUGUCAACUGGACUGCGGCGGUAGACUGAGGUGCCAGACAUGUGGAAGUACUUAGAAUUCCUGUGUAUGAGUACUCUGAAGUACGUCAUAAAUUUAUGAAUACAUGUAAGAGUGGAAUAUAUACUUUCAAGUAGACUGCAGCGAGAGCGUAAGGUGGUAGAGAAGCUGAAGUGCUUGGCAUUCACAUGUAUAAGUUCUCUACAGUAUAUCAUAAUCCUAUAACUGCUUGUAAGGAUUGUCAACUAGACAGCAGCUUGAGACUAUGCUGGCAAAGAAGCUGAAGGGCUUAAUUUUCCUGUGUAUGAGCGGAAAUUUUUAUCGUCCAAUGUCUCGAAGACAUCGUAAUCAGCAAAUGAUUUUUUUUAAAUAACAUUACCAGUCUAUGUUUAGUAGAUGCAGCAAGGUAGAACUUUUCCUUAUCCAUAAUUUCCUGUUUCCUUUUGUUAUGUUCUCCGAAUAGGUUUGGUAAUUAAGGAAAGGUUUCCUAUUUAGUCUCAUAGCCAUAAUUAUAUGAAAUGUUGCUUAACACAUUGAAGCAGUAGGUGUGGUAAAGAAAAGCACACACAAACCACAUGUAGUAAUUACCCAAUUAAUUCUCAUCAAUAAUUGAUAACGAAUUAAUUAAAAGUUUAGAUGAAACGAAUCCCAAACAAUAAUUAUGACAAGUAAAUUAGCCAAGGGUUAUCCGAUUACAAAUCCCGAGUUUAAUCAAACUUAUGCCUUUAAUAUUACAGGCUGAGUAUACUUAAGGCUGUAAUAAAAUGACUAUUUCAUUCUAUUAUCUGUAUUUUAAUUAUGUUUCAUGAGUUAAUCUAUUCCCGUGCCACUUGAAACUGUAAUAUUUAACUGCGGUGUAAUCGACUCUGAGUUAGGCCACUACGCUGAGACCUCACCAUGCUUCUCAAACUGCUGCUUCUAUCAUGCUUCGUGUCUUUCACGCCUGCUCGAUACCAUGACUUUCCUGCUCAUGAUAAUUUAGAUUUGGUCGCUGCAUCUAAUGAUCCUAUGGCAAGGGUGAAUGCUGCAGAAUAUACUGCGAGCUACUGGCACAGCCAAAGUAUUGCGGCAUUACAGCGGCACCUGGAGACACCCCUGCUCACCGGUCCUGCCAAGAACGUGAUCCUGUUCCUGGGGGACGGUAUGUCUAUCGCUACCGUUACCGCGGCCAGGAUAUACCUCGGACAGCUGAAUAAUCGACCUGGGGAAGAGCAGCAGCUGUCCUUUGAAAAGUUUCCCUUCACUGGCUUAUCUAAGACCUACUGUGUUGACUCUCAAGUGGCAGACUCUGCGUGCUCCGGGACCGCGUAUUUGACCGGGGUGAAGAACAACAUAAGGACCUUAGGUGUCACUGCAGAUGUUGGCUACAAGGAUUGGAAAGCCAUGCAGAACCAAAAAUUCCACACCCAUUCCAUCCUUCAGUGGGCACAAGACGCGGGAAAGGGAACAGGCAUCGUCACCACCUGUAGAGUAACAGACGCUUCUCCAGCAGCCGGCUACUCACACACUGCGUACAGGUAUUGGCAAACUGAUCUGGAUAUCAAAAGAGACUAUCCGAAUGCCACAGGAGUACAAGAUAUCGCUCAGCAACUUAUAAAAAACAAUCCAGGACAAAACCUUAAGGUUAUUCUUGGAGGAGGCAGGACUUAUUUUAUACCCCAAGAGCUACAGGACAGCUAUGGCAACAGCGGAGAGAGGGGUGAUGGACAAAACUUGAUACAUACCUGGAAGACACUGAAAGAAUCCAAAAAUGUAACCACUUCCUACAUCUCGAAUAGAGACCAACUGUUGAAUUUAGACGUGAGCUCGACUGAUUACGUUCUUGGUCUCUUCCACAAAGGACACAUGGACUAUCAUGUCAAUGCUGACCCCAGUCAGCAGCCUACCCUAACAGAGAUGACGUCACUGGCCAUUCGGAUGAUGCAAAAGGAAGAAAACGGCUAUUUCCUCUUUAUAGAAGGAGGUAGAAUCGACCACGGACAUCACGAGAACAAAGCCCACAUCGCUCUGGACGAGACUGUUGAAUUCCACAAGGCUAUCGAGAUGGCUGUCAACAUGACCAGUGAGGACGACACUCUGAUAGUAGUAACUGCAGACCAUGCUCACACCAUGACCCUAAACGGAUAUCCACUCAGAGGCAGCAACAUCUUCACUACUGUACAGAACACAAGGGAUAAUCUGACCUACUCUACACUAGCGUACGCUAACGGUCCGAACACUCACCGCUUCGACCUGCCUAGCCACUCUCAGCAUGACAUCAGAAAUGAUUCCAGAGAAAACGUCAACUACACAUUCCCCACUAUCAGCUUGCUAUCAUCAGAGACACACGACGGGCAGGAUGUGGGAGUGUACGCGCGAGGACCGUCCGCUCAUCUCCUCGUCGGUAACUACGAGCAGUCGCUCAUCCCCCACGUGAUGGGCUACGCGGCCAGGAUUGGUCCCGCUGCUGAAGCCCUAGUAGCCUCGUCGAGCCUGGAUGUAACCUCCCUAACAUCGUGGGUACUGCUGUGGACGAUGGCGAUCUUUAUCAGUCUUGGCAUAUAAACUUUUUUUGAGUUUUUUCUUAUACAAUGUGAGCCAUUCAAUAAUUUACCAUUCUUAAAGUUGAUUUGAAAAUCGUAAUUUCAGCUAAUUUACCACAAGGAAUGAAAUUUAAACAUAUCUCUAUUGCUUCUUGUUAGUUUUUAAGCUAAUCAAAUUUGUAAAGUAAUUUAAUUAAAUGGUUUUUUUCGUACA
Homalodisca vitripennis (glassy-winged sharpshooter) is the source of this 3971-nucleotide messenger RNA. RefSeq names its product membrane-bound alkaline phosphatase-like. Gene Ontology annotation, biological process: dephosphorylation. Lineage: Eukaryota; Metazoa; Arthropoda; Insecta; Hemiptera; Cicadellidae. The record is from RefSeq and is a predicted model, not a curated record. Gene Ontology annotation, molecular function: alkaline phosphatase activity. The coding region runs from base 2133 to 3779 and encodes 548 amino acids. The transcript is spliced from 9 exons.